CAACAGAGCAUCAUUGACUAUUAGAUAAGAGGAUACUCUGGUCUCAUCUGCCUCUUCACUUUGAGAAACAAUGGCAGUAAGCUUUCUAGAUUAUUUGAUCUUAGUUAUCAUAUGCCUCUUUUCACUCUUAUGUUACUCUUGCUUCUUCUUCAAGAAACCAAAGGAUGGUUUUGAGUUGCCUCCAAGCCCUCCUUCUCUGCCAAUCAUUGGGCAUCUUCACCUUCUCCUCUCUGGUUCUACUCACAAGGCCUUACAGAAACUGUCCUCCAGGUAUGGGCCUCUCUUCCAUCUUAACAUCUUCAGUGUCCCGGUGAUCUUUGUCUCCUCGGCCUCAGUGGCUUACGAGAUCUUCAGGGAGCACGAUGUGAACUUCUCGUUCCGUGGAAUGCCUCCUAUUGAUGAGUCCCUCUUGGUCGGAUCCUUUGGAUUUUUCACCGCUCCUUAUGGUGAUUACUGGAAGUUCAUGAAGAAGAUAAUGGUUACGAAGCUACUUGGACCGCAAGCACUCGAACGGUCACGUGGUAUCCGGGACUACGAGCGAGAACGGCUUUACGCUAGCCUGCUUGAUAAGACAGUGAGGAAUGAGAGCGUUGAGAUUGGUAAGGAAGCAAUGAAGUUCACAAACAACAUCAUCUGCAAAAUGAUCAUGGGAAGGAGUUGUAAUGAGGAGAAUGGUGAGGCGGAGAGAGUCAGAGACUUGGUGGCAGAGUCCACUGCCUUGACCAUGAAGAUCUUUGUGGCAAACAUGUUUCACAAGCCCCUCAAGAAGCUCGGAAUAAUAAUGUUUAGAAAUGAGAUAAUGAGUGUUUCUUGUAGAUUCGAUGAGGUGCUAGAGAGGAUUCUUGAGGAGCACGAAAAGAAAAGAAAAGAUGAUGAUCAAGAUAUGGACUUGGUGGACGUGUUGCUGGAAACUUGUAGAGACGAAACAACCGCAGAGUAUAGGAUCACUAGGAACCACAUAAAGUCCUUGUUUGUGGAUCUUGUCAUUGCAGGCAGUGACACUUCGAGACAUGCAACACAAUGGACAAUGGCAGAGAUCAUUAACAAUCCUAAAGUUCUUGAAAGAUUGAGAGAAGAGAUUGGUUCCGUUGUUGGGGAAACAAGGUUGGUUCAAGAAACGGAUCUGGAAAACCUCCCUUACUUGCAGGCGACUGUUAAGGAAGGACUGAGACUGCACCCUCCAGGAGCUCUCUUUGCAAGGAGUUCCCGCAAAGGGUGUAAGAUUAGAGGAUUUUAUGUACCAGAGAACACACCACUUGUUGUCAAUGCUUAUGCUGUAAUGAGAGAUCCUGAUUCUUGGGAAAAUCCUAAUGAGUUUAAGCCAGAGAGGUUUAUAGGUUUCCCAUGUUCAAGACAACAAGAUGAAAGAGAUCAUGCACUUAAGUACAUUCCUUUUGGUAGUGGAAGGAGAGGCUGUCCUGGAUCAAAUCUAGCUUAUAUCAUUGUUGGAACUGCAAUAGGAGUGAUGGUGCAGUGUUUUGACUGGAAGAUUAAAGCAGAUGAAAUUGACAUGGACGAAGCUCCUAGAGCACUGGUCUUGACCAUGGCUCGACCACUUAAGUGUAUUCCUGUUGCUCGCACCUGCAGAUUCCAAGUUCCUGACUUGGAGUCAGAUGUCACUGAACUCUCAGACAUAAUUCUUAAGGUUUAGGAAAGCUUGUGUUGCACUCAGGUGCUCGGUUAGUUGAUUUAUUUUGGGGAUUACUGGUUUGUCUUAGUAUAGAAAUGAAAAUCAGUUGUACAGUUUAGCAUUUCUAUUUGAAAUACAAACUGGAAAUUGGACAGUUUAGCAUUUAUAUCUAUCUAUCUAUAUAUAUAAAGGGGAGUUUUUUUCUCACCUUCUGCAUCCACGUCAUCUAGGAGAUAGGGGUUUUUCGCGCCACGUGGCACCAACAAAAUCUCUAUAGCCGUGUUUUAUUUCUUCUAAUAUUUGUGUCUUGCUUUCAAAUUAGUCCAUUACUGAAAAAUCCAGAUCUAUUGGGUUCAACUCUUUUUUCUUACCCCGGAGUCGCCUCCCUUGACCUUACACCUUAGCCAGCCUCUCUGUAACGCUUCACAUCAACAGUCAAUCCACAUAAUUAAGAUCGUCAUUACCAUCCUUUACUCUAUUCAUUCCACUACGCCUCACUCGAUAUCAUCAAUCUCUUCAAUUGUUACUUUUCUAUAAAUAAGAAUGUCUUCACACCUUUUUUCGAUAUGAAACUCAUAGGUUCAACAAUGGCAACCUUCAAGCUCCUUCCUUGAAAAUCAGCCGUUUUGCUGAGACAGUUGAUGCGAGCCAUUUUUUUCUGUGAUAUGUGAAGAAAGAGGCUUGUGCUUCUCUUUCUGGCUAUUGUCUCUGUUCCGUGUAUGUUGCUUUCAAAGCCGUGCAUCUUGAAGAAACAACAUGAAGCUAAGCAACAAGGUCAGUCAUACGCACCUCUUGAGGAGACGUAUGAGAGUCUUCAUGUAGAGACAAGCGGAGGAUCAGAUGGGCACGGUUACGUGGUCAGUGCAUCAGUUUUUUCACACUAUAGAAUUUUGUGCUUAGAGCUCUUUCCAACACCUCUUCUUACUUACGUAUAUGGGCUCUCAGUCUUGCAUACUCAGAUAUUGCCAGUCUUCUAUGAGAAAGUCCUCCUUCUCGCUUGGGAUACAACAAUGUGUUGAUCCUGAUCGUUGGUAUCAUUGUUUUCAUAUUCGCUACGUGGAAUUGCUGCUGGUGAUAGAGACACUGAGCGCGUUCCUUCACGCACUGCGUCUCCACUGGGUGGAGUUUCAGAACAAAUUCGACGAAGGAGAUUGUUCCAAGUUCGCUCUUUUUUUCUUUCAUUCUCAUCAGAAACGAAGACAAGUGUUAGGGAUGGAUGAUUGUGCCAUUCCCCUCCCAUUCUCUGCAAAAUUUGCAUGUAUAAAAAAGGUACAAGCCAGACCAAGUUUUAUUUAUAUUUUGCGAAUAUAUUUUUUCCGUUCUCCAUAUGGGUGGGUGGAAUUAUAUAGGUUUAUUUUGUUUGCCUGUCUGGAGAUUAGAUUUUUAAAACAAAAGUGGGGAAGGGGAUAAUGGAAUUUGUAUGAGGCAAAACUCAUUUGUUGUUUUGUUUGUUUGGAAUUAAAUACGUGAGGAUUUGUUUCCACUUA
Molecule: messenger RNA, 3117 nt
Organism: Brassica rapa (field mustard)
Lineage: Eukaryota; Viridiplantae; Streptophyta; Magnoliopsida; Brassicales; Brassicaceae
Product: cytochrome P450 705A22
Cellular component (GO): membrane
Molecular function (GO): heme binding; oxidoreductase activity, acting on paired donors, with incorporation or reduction of molecular oxygen, NAD(P)H as one donor, and incorporation of one atom of oxygen; iron ion binding
Source: RefSeq, a predicted model, not a curated record